Halichondria panicea is the source of this 1745-nucleotide messenger RNA. RefSeq lists its product as uncharacterized. The record is from RefSeq and is a predicted model, not a curated record. Lineage: Eukaryota; Metazoa; Porifera; Demospongiae; Suberitida; Halichondriidae. The transcript has 10 exons. Bases 2 to 1648 code for a protein of 548 amino acids.
GAUGAUGUUUGCAAGAAGUUUGAGCUCAGGGAGGGGACCUAGACGGCCUCGUAUCUUAAGGAAUGUCGUACUGCUUGCAUCAGGUGCUGGCUGUGGACUGGGAGCCUACCAUUAUCUGAGAGCCAGUGCAACUGAGAGGAGAAAGAUGAGAGUGGCAGUAGAAGGAGUAGGGAGGUUCUUUAGGUCUAUAUCUGUGGGACUGCUCAUAUCCCUGGACUACUGGUGGACUACUAGGGGACUGGACGAGGAAAGUGAUGAGUAUGAAACAGCAGCCGCACCUGUACACCAGAGGUCAGCUGAUCGUAUUGUGAGCGGAGCAUUGAAGAAUGGCGGCCUCUACAUCAAGUUGGGUCAAGGACUGGGUUGCUUCAACCAGGUCCUGCCCAGACAGUACAUCGACACACUCAAGACACUCCAGGAUAAGGCACUGGCUAGGAAAUCUGGAGAGUUGGACCUUCUCUUCAUGGAGGACUUUGGUCAACUUCCCUCGCAACUUUUUGCCAGUUUGAACCCUGAACCCGUGGCAGCCGCCAGUUUAGCCCAGGUGUUUAAGGCCGUAACCAAGGACAACCGGGAGGUGGCCAUCAAGGCACAGUACAUAGACCUGAGAGACAGAUACGAGGGCGACAUAUGGACUAUCAAGACACUGCUCAAACUGGUCGCUAUUGUACAUCCGAGGUUCUCAUUGUCAUGGAUAUUUGAGGAGCUCAGGGAGACACUGGCAGAGGAGCUGGACUUUGAGCAUGAAGCUCACAACUUGGAACAGUGUGGUCGUGACUUAAGAGAGCUGCCAUUCGUGUACGUGCCACACGUCCAUUGGAAGCUGACCUCCAAGAGGGUGUUGACUGCUGAGUGGAUUGAUGGCUGCAAAUCCAGCGAUAGAGAAAGCAUCCAGAGGAUGGGACUGAGUCUGGCUGACGUGGCCAGGAAGGUGAUCACAACAUUCAGCCACCAGAUAUUUUUGACCGGGUUUGUCCACGGCGACCCCCACCCUGGCAACGUGCUCAUACGGCCCGCCCCUCACAACAACAAGACGGCACAGGUAGUGCUGUUAGACCACGGGCUAUACACGAGGCUGGAGGAGGAGAUGAGAGUGAGCCUGUGUAAGAUGUGGAAGAGCAUCGUCAAGAACGACUUGAAUGUGAUUCAAAACGAAGCACAGAAACUGGGGGUGGAAGACUAUGAACUGUUAGCUGUGAUGCUCACCAGUCGGAGUAUUGCCACACACAAGAAGAUGCUCGGGAUAGCCAACUCUAUGUUGACCAAGGAGGACGUGGAGGCAGUGAAAAAUACAUUCUUCCAGUUUGACGGUGUUAUGAAAGUUCUUCGAGCUUUACCGACAUCCAUGAUAAUCAUACUGCGUAAUAUCAACAUUGUACGCUCUGUGAGCAGAGAAUUGGGAGCACCUGUCAACCGGUUUAAUAUCAUGGCUAAAAGUGCCAUCCAUGGGGCCUCUCUUUCGACUGACCCUAGCCAAAGAACGUGGAGGGGCUCAGUGUCUAGCUGGGUGGAGGCAGUCAACUUUGACUUCAGACUAAUGUGGCUGUCUGUGAAGCUGUGGUGGUCAGUCAAUACGCUGAGAGCAAUGCGAUUGGUCGGACUCAUGCCCCCGGGCAGUGUACUAUUAGAACAAGCAAUGUUAGCGUGACAACCCCAUCCCUAUAGUUUUAAUUAUUUAUUUUAUUAUCAGUUCUGACAAAAUUUCAACGUAACCCUAACCUUGUAUAGAAUUAUUAUUAUUCAAA